This is a messenger RNA of Asparagus officinalis (garden asparagus), 921 nucleotides long. RefSeq lists its product as uncharacterized. The transcript has 6 exons. The annotation marks the transcript as partial. NCBI's taxonomy places the organism in Eukaryota, Viridiplantae, Streptophyta, Magnoliopsida, Asparagales, Asparagaceae. The record is from RefSeq and is a predicted model, not a curated record.
UCUCAAAGUGGACAUUUUUAUGACUGUAUCGAUAUCUACAAACAACCAGCGUUUGAUAAUCCUCUUCUGAAAAAUCACAAACUUCAGAUGAGACCUAGCAGUUUUCCUGAAGGUAUGACCAUUAAUUCAAAUUUGCACAAGAACACCACUUGUCCACGUGGAACGUAUGCAGUUAUGAAAACUACAAUUGGUGAAUAUUACGGAGCAAGUGCAAAGCUUAUUGUUUAUGGUUUUCCAAAUAUCAAAGUUGAUCAAAGCACCAUAAGCCAAAUAUGGGUUCUUGGAGGUGCUGCUGGACCAUUAGAUGAAGUAAACGCUAUACAAGCAGGAUGGAACGUAUAUCCGAGUUUAUAUGGUGACUAUUUAACCCAUCUAUCUACAUUUUGGACGGCUGAUGGUUAUGACACAGGUUGCUACAAUCUCCAUUGUCAAGGAUUUAUGGUUGUAUCUCGCGACUUUAGUCCUGGAAUGGAAAUAACCCAGCUUUCUACCUAUGGUGGGAUUCAAAAAUCCAUUGACAUAAGUAUCUUCAAGGAUCCAGAAGAAGGAAAUUGGUGGUUAACCUAUGGGGAAGAAAGAUCACUAGUGGGAUAUUGGCCAAAGGAGCUUUUCAAUAAUUUAGAGAAACCUAAUAGGGUUGAUUAUGGUGGUGCAGCUUACUCUCCCUACAAUGAACCUAGUCCUCCCAUGGGAAGUGGUCAUAUGCCUUACGAAGGUCCAAAUAGGACAUGCUAUUUUCUGAAUAUUAAGUUAGUAAAUAAAAGAAAUCAGCUUUACAGUCCAAAAUCUAACAGAGUCAGACUGAGAUCUACUAAACCUGACUAUUAUGGUAUUGAUGGAAAUUAUGACUCAUGGUAUCCAGAUGGUUACAAAUUUCGUUAUGGUGGUCCUGGAGGAUACACUCGGAUGAAGGAUGUAUGA